GCUAGACACGAAUUGCAGAAAACAGCUAUUUACAUGGUGGCCGUGUCUCCUACACACCCACGUCCUGUUUGAUAUUAAUCAUAAGAUUGCAACAUCAAACGAUUCCGAAUACUCUGCUUGAAGUCACCAUUUCUGAUGACUCCUCAGGCAAUUCAUUGCUAAUCAAGAGGAUAUUAUGAAACGUGAGUCAGACAGCCUCUGGCUUCCUGGAAGUUCAGGAUCCCUAUAUAUAAAGAGGGAGCUUCCUACUGGAGACACUGGAGCAGCAGAGAGGUGGGGAGCCCUCGGAUUCCUUAAGCUGAGAAGGAAGACAGACGGACGCCAGCAUGCCCAGCCUCCCUCUGCUGCUGCUGCUUCUGCUCUGGAGCUCAGGGGCUCACGGCUUCCCAGCAGGGACUUCAGAAACACAAGAGCGAGAUGUGCAAAUGGUGCAGAAAUACCUGGAAAACUACUACAACCUGAAAAGUGACGGGACGCAAGUUGAAAAGCAGAGAAACCGUAACCCAGUCGUUGAAAAACUAAAGCAAAUGCAAAAAUUCUUUGGGCUGAAAGUGACUGGGAAACCAGAUGCUGAAACGCUGCAGGUGAUGAAGAAGCCCAGAUGUGGGGUGCCUGACGUGGCUCAGUUUGUUCUCACUCAGGGGAACCCUCGGUGGGAGCGCACAAACCUGACCUACAGGAUUGAAAACUACACCCCAGAUAUGGCGAGAGCAGAUGUGGACCACGCCAUUGAGAAGGCCUUUCAACUCUGGAGCAAUGCCUCGCCCCUGACCUUCACCAGGGUCUUUGAGGGUCAAGCGGACAUCAUGAUAUCCUUUGUCAGGGGAGAUCAUCGUGACAAUUCUCCCUUUGACGGACCUGGAGGAAUGCUAGCUCAUGCUUUCCAGCCAGGCCCAGGUCUCGGAGGGGAUGCUCAUUUUGAUGAAGAUGAAAUGUGGACCAACAAUUUCAGAAAUUAUAACCUGUAUCGCGUGGCAGCUCAUGAACUGGGCCAUUCCCUUGGGCUUUCUCAUUCCACUGACAUCGGGGCUUUGAUGUAUCCCAGCUACAUCUUCAGCGGUGACGUUCAGCUGUCUCAGGACGACAUCGAUGGCAUCCAGGCCAUUUACGGACCUUCCCAAAAUCCCACUCAGCCCACUGGCCCACAGACCCCACAAGUGUGUGACAGUAAGCUGACGUUUGAUGCUAUAACCACCAUUCGGGGAGAAGUCAUGUUCCUUAAAGACAGGUUCUACAUGCGCACAAAUUCCUUCUACCCAGAAGUGGAGCUCAAUUUCAUUUCUGUUUUCUGGCCACAACUGCCAAAUGGACUUCAAGCUGCUUACGAGGUGGCUGACAGAGAUGAAGUCCGCUUUUUCAAAGGUAAUAAGUACUGGGCUGUCAGAGGGCAGAAUGUGCUACACGGAUACCCCAAGGACAUCUACAGGUCCUUUGGCUUCCCUAGAAAUGUGAAGAAUAUCGAUGCUGCUGUUUCGGCGGAAGAUACUGGGAAAACGUACUUCUUUGUUGCUAACAAAUGCUGGAGGUAUGAUGAGUAUAAAAGAUCCAUGGAUGCAGGUUAUCCCAAAAUGAUAGCAGAAGAGUUUCCUGGCAUUGGCAACAAAGUUGAUGCUGUCUUCCAGAAAAAUGGAUUUUUCUAUUUCUUUCGUGGAACAAGGCAAUACAAAGUUGAUCCCGGAACGAAGAGAAUUUUGACUCUUCUAAAAGCUAACAGCUGGUUCAACUGCAGAAAAAAUUGACCAACUGUUACCAAGUGAAACAGAAAAAUGUAUUUCACAAGUCGAAGGAAGGUGUUUUCCUGAAGAGCCAUAUAUUUAAGUGAAAUACAGCAAUAUUAAGUAUAAUCUUAUUUAUACCUCAUUCUGUAUGUGUCUUUUUUUAUGAUUUAGAAUGUAAUGUUUUAUGUACUGCUAUAAUUUAGUUCCACAAAUGAGGGCUAAGUAAGGUCAAGUUCAUGGCUUAUGGAUUCAGAUGGGCCAGCUUUGCAAUGAGAGAAACUCUUUUCCAAAAUAUGAGAUUUUGACAUUGAUACUGGAGAGCAGACUCAGUCAUGAACAUUUCCUCUCAAGACAGAAAGAGACAAGAGACAGGAGUCUUCACCAGAGGAAGAGCAUUCAAGGACGUAUGAGCAGCCACUACUGUCAUCCUGAUAUGCAAGGGACAACUUUUGUUCCAAAGUGUUUUAUGUUUGAGAUAAAACCAUCCUUCCCUCUA
Molecule: messenger RNA, 2214 nt
Organism: Camelus dromedarius (Arabian camel)
Lineage: Eukaryota; Metazoa; Chordata; Mammalia; Artiodactyla; Camelidae
Gene: MMP1
Product: matrix metallopeptidase 1
Exons: 10
Coding region: 327-1739 (470 amino acids)
Biological process (GO): extracellular matrix organization; proteolysis; collagen catabolic process
Cellular component (GO): extracellular matrix
Molecular function (GO): zinc ion binding; metalloendopeptidase activity
Source: RefSeq, a predicted model, not a curated record